AUGGAGGACCAGAAGGUGAAGCAGCUCUCGCUGGAGGUGCCGGGGCAGGUGGUCCGGGCGGCCUUGUCCCGUGACCUGAUCGCCACGGCCUGUGAGGCGACGUUGUCGCUGUCUCGACGCACGUCUUCGACCUCGCUGGAGCUGUGCGCCACGAUGGCCGCCCAGGAGGUCCAAAAGCUGUCCUUCUCCACCGACCAGCUGUUCGCCCUCUUCCCAACGGAGCUGGUGGUCCUCGACGAGACCCUCACUGCCUUGAAGCGCUUUCGCUUCCCUCAAAACGCGCUGGCGGACGUGGACGCAGGCGAGGGCGCGCUGGCGCUGGCGCUGGACAACCGCAUGGCCUGGCUGUCCCUGCGCAGCGGGCAUCUGGAGCUGUGCAGCUUGCAGGAGCCCAUGGCCGAGUUGCAGAUCUCCGGGUUCUGCGCGCUGGCGCAGCUGAAGCAGAGGUGCUGGCUGGUGUCCCUGGAGCCCCAGGAGCCGCCGCUGACGAAGGCCAUGGCUUGGACGCUGCGCCAGAGCCCGGGGGCCCGGUGGCUGGGGCUCCGGAACGAUGAUUACACCUUCAUUGCGAUUUUGAAAGGCUACGCCAAAUUUGGAACCGUGAGGGUCUCCGCAUUCACAGAGCUCUUGACUGUGGCUAAUGCUAUUUGA
Molecule: messenger RNA, 651 nt
Organism: Effrenium voratum
Lineage: Eukaryota; Dinophyceae; Suessiales; Symbiodiniaceae
Source: the annotation of a GenBank genome assembly